UCCGAUUCAUGUAUGAAUGAAAGAUGCUGCCCCAUGAAACCCUCAAACUGGUAAGAUGAACACACACGGCUGUCUAAAUCCGCAAAGCUUCUAUACUUGCUCAGCGGGGGAUUUUAAUGGUUGUUGCUCAGUUAGUCCGUGUGAUACGGGUGUUUGCCUGGAUGAGAAGGCUUCAAAUCAGGGUGAGAAUACAAGUUUCUCGAGUGAAAGUGAGAGGUCGAGUACUUCGACAGCGACGACAGGGAAGAUGAAUGAGCCGUUGAUAGGGACGACAACGGCGACGGCGACAGCGGCGCCUAUGAGUGCAGAUACGGGGAAGAGGAAGGGGGGAAGUGGUGCCAUGAAUAUGCAUGUGGGUGCAGCGACUGGAACGGGGACGACAACGCAGCCGCAAGCUGGGACCAUUUGGUCUAUUCCUGGUGGUAUUUCAGGGCCGUCGCCAAGGCCUGCAUUGUUGGGGACUCCGUCUCGUCCGGAUACUGUCACGACUAGUGCAGGAAACAGCAGCACCAGUCCGAACACAAGCACUAGCACAAAUCUCAGCAUCAGUACAAUAUUCCCCUCUAAUGCAACCACAUCCUCAACCUAUCCAACCGAACAAAUCGAAUCCGCAACCUUUAGCUCCGAUUCCCGUCCUAGCACAUCUUCCAGCAGCGAUAACAACAAAGCCCUAAUAGGUGGCGUCGUGGGCGGUAUCCUCGUAUUGGGAGUUGUACUAGCAGUCAUCUUUGUAUUAUUCUGCCGAUGCAAGAAGAAGAGGAGGAGGAGGAGGAGGUUUACAUUGUUGGCGUGGCAUGGGCCGCAGCAUGGUAAUGAUCGAGAGAAGGGGGAUGCUAUUACUGUCACUGCUGCUGGGGUUGGGUCUGGGGAGAGCCUAUCAGGCCCUACAAAUUACAACCACACCCAAUCCCAUACCCAACCAACACCCAUAUCCACCACCCUGCCAGCCACAACCCCUAACGCAAACACGCACACCCCAACGUCAACAACCCACCUCCUCCGCACCCCAACCCUAAUAUCCCCAGCACCCUCAUUCACAUCUCCAUCUCUAGAACGGCGGCAUCGGCAUCCUCUCUCCCCAAUCCCAUCUAUUCCAUCAAACCCAUCCCUCCACUCGACCCUAAGCUCGAAACAUGAUAUGGUGAUGAAUAUAGAGCAGGAUUUGGGUGUUCAUCCAGCCCUAAGAGGACCGAAUGUAGAAGCAGAACGGGCGUUGGACACGGGGAUAGUGACAGGAACAAGGACAGACCCAGAAACAACUCCCGAACUAGGCGACACGGGCUUCUACCGCCAACGCGCCGAGCUAGCAGCAUACUCCCAAAGCGAACUAAUCAACAUUCCGCAUGAACGACGCCGCCCUAUCUCUAUCCCUAACCCUGUUGCUGACUCUCUUUCCCCAAAACCGUCCUCUUCCUCUCCUGAAAACCCCCACAAGCCCAGCGGUGGCACGAAAAUAAUAACCUCCGACGGCGUCCUCCUGUCCGCCAAUUUCGAGCGUUUUCCGGGGUGCGAGGACUAUGCUACUAGUUUCACGCAGUGUUUUGAAUGGGGUGGGGUUGAUGAGAAGAGGAGGGAAAGUGGUGACGGUGGGGAUUUGGGGUCUUGAUUCUGUUUCUUUGAUCUUGCAUGUUUAUUGGUUUGAGGCCUGAAGCUUUGCGAAAAUACUAGACGCUAGACUCUUCUUUGUACGCGGUGUUGCAAUCAUUGUCCCAUGUCUGUUGUCGAGAAAAAGAUAUAUACUAAUCAUGAUCAUCAACUUUUAUUCAAAUGCAUCAUCCAAUCAUCCUUAUCUGAAAAGUAAGUUACAGCAACUCCUUAAGCACAGAAGUCUGCUCGAGAACAGCCCUUUUACUCGUCC
This is a messenger RNA of Aspergillus ruber CBS 135680, 1858 nucleotides long. RefSeq lists its product as uncharacterized. Lineage: Eukaryota; Fungi; Ascomycota; Eurotiomycetes; Eurotiales; Aspergillaceae. The record is from RefSeq and is a predicted model, not a curated record. Bases 56 to 1606 code for a protein of 516 amino acids. The transcript is spliced from 2 exons.